Colletotrichum chrysophilum is the source of this 4314-nucleotide messenger RNA. RefSeq lists its product as uncharacterized. Gene Ontology annotation, cellular component: mRNA cleavage and polyadenylation specificity factor complex; nucleus. The coding region runs from base 1 to 4314 and encodes 1437 amino acids. Gene Ontology annotation, molecular function: protein binding; nucleic acid binding. The record is from RefSeq and is a predicted model, not a curated record. NCBI's taxonomy places the organism in Eukaryota, Fungi, Ascomycota, Sordariomycetes, Glomerellales, Glomerellaceae. The transcript has 5 exons.
AUGCAGUGCUAUACCGAGCUCACGCCGCCGACUGGCGUGCAGCACAGCCUGAGUCUCCCUUUCCUCUCGGCGCAGAGCAACAAUCUGGUCGUCGCAAAGGGCUCGCUGCUUCAAAUCUUUGCAACAAAGACCAUCUCGUCAGAGAUUGACCACACGCAGAAUCGUGAGAAACAGACCUCGAGGGCUGAUACCCAGUACGACCGCCGAUUGAACGACGACGAUGGCCUCGAAUCCUCCUUCCUUGGCGGCGACGGCAUGCUGGUUCGCGCCGAUCGCACCAACAACACCAAGCUUGUCCUCGUCGCCGAAUACCCAAUAUUUGGAGUCGUGGCAGGCCUUGCGAGGAUCAAAAUUCAAAAUUCCAAGUCUGGAGGCGAAGCUCUGUUGAUUGCUACAAGAGUGGCUCGUUUGAGUCUGGUGCAAUGGGAUCCCGAGAAACACGCACUCGAGGACGUCUCCAUCCACUUCUACGAAAAAGAAGAGCUCGAAGGCUCGCCAUUCGAUGGCCCGUUGAGCAAUUACCCAACUCAUCUUGCUGCCGAUCCCGGCUCCCGAUGUGCCGCUCUCCGAUUUGGCUCCAGAUACAUCGCCUUCCUACCCUUCAAACUAAACGAUGAGGACAUAGAUAUGGAUGACUGGGAUGAGGAUGUGGAUGGACCUCGGCCGGCAAAAGAGCCGUCAGCAACUGCGGCUACAAAUGGAACUAGCAACUUAGCAGAUGUACCAUACUCAACGUCAUACGUCCUCCCUCUCCCGCAGCUUGAUCCCAGUCUCCUCCAUCCUGUGCACCUCGCCUUCCUGCAUGAGUACAGAGAGCCGACCUUCGGUAUCAUCUCUUCAAUGCAGCGCCGCUCCAACACCCUACCUCGGAAAGACCACUUCUCCUACAAAGUCUUUACCCUCGAUCUGCAACAACGGGCAUCCACGGCUAUUCUUUCCGUCAACAACUUGCCGCAGGACCUCUUCAAAGUCAUUGCCCUUCCAGGCCCUAUUGGAGGAGCGCUUCUCGUCGGCACCAACGAGCUGAUCCACAUUGACCAGUCUGGCAAGCCCAAUGGCGUGGCGGUCAAUGCGUUCACCAAGGAGACGACCAGCUUUCCUCUGGCCGAUCAGUCGGAGUUGGAUCUGCGGCUCGAGCACUGCUACAUUGAGCAAAUGUCUCCUGAGAAUGGAGAGCUGCUCAUGGUGCUCAGCGAUGGUCGUUUGGCCAUCAUCGCUUUCAAAAUCGAUGGACGUACCGUUUCCGGACUCAGUGUCAGGAUAGUACUCGCGGAGGCUGGAGGCAACGUUGUGCAGUGCGGUGCCUCUUCGAUUUCAAGGCUGAGCAAGAACGCGUUCUUUAUUGGCAAUACUGGUAGCGACUCCCUCGUUGUGGGUGUCACCCGGAAACAGACACAAAACGCGCGGAAGAAAACGCGUUUGGUUGACGACUCUUUCGCGGACGACCUCGAAGAUGAGGAUAUCGACGACGACGACGAUGAUGAUCUUUACGGCGAAACCACAACGACAGUCCCGUCGAGCACAGCCGCUAAUGGCGUGCCCAAAGGAGGAGAGAUAUCGUUCCGCGUUCACGACUCUCUCCUGAGUUUAGCUCCGGUCAAGGAUAUGACGACGGGCAAGCAAGCUUUCAUCCCGGAGAGCGAGGACGAGAAGAACUCGGUCGGCGUCGUAGCUGAUUUGCAACUUGCGGCUGCCGUCGGCAAGGGUAAUGCAGCCGCCAUCGCCAUCAUGAACCAGAACAUUCAACCAAAGGUCAUUGGCAAGUUUGAGUUCCCAGAGGCGAGGGGAUUCUGGACCAUGUGCGUUCAAAAGCCGAUUCCAAAAUCACUGCAGGGCGAUAAGGGCGCAAAUGCUGCUGUGGGCAGCGAAUUCGAUGCUUCAUCUAUAUACGACAAGUUUAUGAUUGUUUCCAAGGUUGAUCUAGACGGUUACGAAACGUCAGAUGUUUAUGCUCUUACAGGCGCUGGUUUUGAGGCUUUCACGGGGACAGAGUUUGAUCCUGCGGCAGGUUUUACGGUGGAGGCGGGCACUAUGGGAAAACACAUGCGUAUCAUUCAGGUUCUCAAGUCUGAGGUGCGAUGCUACGAUGGAGACCUCGGCUUGAGUCAAAUCUUGCCGAUGCUUGAUGAGGAGACGGGAGCUGAACCACGAGUCGUCAGUGCCAGCAUCGCGGACCCCUAUCUCCUGCUGGUACGAGAUGAUGCGAGCAUUAUGGUGGCUCAAAUUGAUAACAACAACGAACUCGAAGAGAUGGAAAAGCAAGACGACACUAUCUUAUCAACACAAUGGCUUGCCGGGUGUUUGUACACCGACACCACCGGUGUGUUUGCUCCAAUCCAAACCGACAAGGGUACGCCAGAGAGCCAAAGCAUUUUCAUGUUCCUGCUCAGCGCAGUGGGAGCUUUAUAUAUAUACGCUCUUCCCGACCUCUCAAAACCGGUCUAUGUUGCUGCUGGAAUGACCUACGUCCCCCCAUUUCUCUCUGCGGACUACGCCGUUCGUCGAGGCACAGUUCAAGAGACAUUGACGGAAGUUCUCGUGGCCAAAUUGGGCGAUGCCACGGAGUCUUCGCCAUAUCUUAUUCUUCGACAUGCAAACGACGACAUUACUAUAUAUGAACCCAUUCGCCUUGAAUCGCAGGACAAGUCCGAGGGCCUUGCAAAGACUCUCCACUUUCAAAAGAUCACAAAUCCGGCUCUGGCCAAGAGCCCAGUUGAAGUAGCAGAUGACGAUGCCAAUGAGCAACCUCGUUUUGUUCCUCUUCGACCGUGCGCAAACAUCAACGGCUACAGCACCGUCUUCCUUCCUGGUGCUUCGCCAUCCUUCAUCAUCAAAUCUGCCAAAAGCGCUCCCAAGGUGUUGGGUCUGCAGGGCAUCGGCGUUCGUGGCAUGAGUUCUUUCCAUACCGAAGGCUGCGAGCGCGGUUUCAUUUACGCCGAUUCAGAGGGGCACACACGUGUCACGCAAUUGCCCGCCGACACAAGUUUCGAGCUAGGUGUGUCCAUUCGCAAGAUCCCAGUCGGAGAUGCUAUCGGUCUCAUCGCCUACCAUCCUCCCAUGGAGACGUACGCCGUUGCCUGCAGUGUGUCGGAGCCCUUCGAGCUCCCCAAGGACGACGACUACCACAAGGAAUGGGCCAAGGAGACCAUCACCACGCUCCCGCAGAUGGAGCGCGGUAUCAUCAAGCUCCUCAGUCCCGCCACAUGGUCCGUCAUUGACACUGUCGAGCUCGAUCCCCACGAGGUUGCCAUGUGUAUGAAGACGCUCCACCUCGAAGUGUCCGAGGAGACCAAGGAACGCCGCAUGCUUAUUGCCAUUGGCACGGCCGUCAACCGCGGCGAGGACCUGCCCAUCCGUGGCCGCAUCCUCGUAUACGAUGUCGUGCCCGUUGUGCCCCAACCUGGACGCCCAGAGACGAACAAGAAGCUCAAGCUGGUCGCCAAAGAGGAGAUUCCCCGCGGCGCCGUCACCGCUCUUUGCGAGGUUGGAUCGCAAGGCCUGAUGCUCGUCGCGCAGGGGCAGAAGUGCAUGGUCCGUGGCCUGAAGGAAGACGGCACCCUCCUGCCUGUCGCAUUCAUGGACAUGAGCUGCUACGUCACCUCCGUACGCGAGGUGCGAGGCACCGGCUACUGCCUCAUGGCUGAUGCCUUCAAGGGUGUCUGGUUCGUGGGCUACGCAGAAGAGCCUUACAAGAUAAUGCUCUUCGGAAAAAGCACUGGCAAGUUUGAGGUCUUGACAGCAGACUUUUUGGUCGAUGGAGACGAGCUGCACAUCGUCGUCUGCGACAAGGACGGCGUCAUUCACGUAAUGCAAUUUGACCCUGAGCACCCGAAGUCUCUCCAAGGCCACUUGCUGCUCAACCGUGCCUCCUUCUCGGCUGCGCCGAACCACCCUACUGCAACCUUAUCACUGCCCAGAACAACCACCACCGCACAAUCCGCAUCCGCGUCCAAAAACCCACCAUCAACGCUCAUGCUUGCUUCUCCCACGGGUGUUCUUGCGGCCCUGACCCCGCUAUCAGAGCAGGCUUACCGACGCCUGACAUCCCUGUCCAAUAGCAUUGCCGCAGCGCUCCCUCACGCAGCCGCCACGAACCCAAAGGCUCACCGGCUCCCGCCCCUGGACGCGCGCCCGCCGGGCGUCGACACAAGCGCCGGACGCACCAUCGUCGACGGCGCGCUCCUAUCCCGCUGGAACGAGCUCGGCGCAGGACGCAGGUCGGAAGUCGCCGGCAAGGGCGGCUACGGUAACGUGCUGGAGGUCCGGGGCGAGCUGGAAGGGAUCCUCGGAUGGAACGGGUUGGCCUACUUCUGA